This is a messenger RNA of Mytilus californianus (California mussel), 1879 nucleotides long. RefSeq names its product hydroxymethylglutaryl-CoA lyase, mitochondrial-like. Bases 122 to 1039 code for a protein of 305 amino acids. The record is from RefSeq and is a predicted model, not a curated record. Gene Ontology annotation, molecular function: hydroxymethylglutaryl-CoA lyase activity. Gene Ontology annotation, biological process: ketone body biosynthetic process; L-leucine catabolic process. Lineage: Eukaryota; Metazoa; Mollusca; Bivalvia; Mytilida; Mytilidae. The transcript is spliced from 10 exons.
GUCAGUGUCAAUCAAAACAGUUAAAUUCAAUUAUUACCUAUAAAGGAGAAGUUCUCAAACAUCUUUACCAACUAAAUGUUUAUUUUGGAACCUUCUGUAACAUGUGUAAAAAGUGCAGGACAUGCAAGAAGAGAUUGCUGGUUUUCCAUCAUUUGUAAAGAUUGUGGAAGUAGGACCUAGAGAUGGACUUCAGAAUGAAAAGGCCAUAGUUCCAGCGCAAACAAAGAUAGAGUUUAUCAACAAAUUAUCAGAAACAGGAUUGUCUGUUAUUGAGGUCACAAGUUUCGUAUCACCAAAAUGGAUCCCUCAGAUGGCCGACCAUACAGAAGUGAUGACAGGAAUUAAGAGACAUCCUGGAGUAAUAUAUCAGGCACUUGUUCCAAACGUAAAAGGAUUUCAUUCUGCUAUAAAUGCCAAAGUUGAUGAGAUUGCUAUAUUUGGAGCAGCGUCAGAAUCCUUUAGCAAAAAAAACAUAAACUGUAGUAUAGAAGACAGCCUGAAGAGAUUUGAUGCAGUUCUGGAGGAAGCUAAGAAGACUAAUACACCUGUCAGAGGAUAUGUAUCCUGUGUACUUGGUUGUCCAUAUGAAGGUGAAAUUGACCCGGAAAAAGUUGCUUGGGUUUCAAAAAAGAUGUUAGACAUGGGAUGUUACGAAAUAUCUCUAGGGGAUACCAUCGGUGUUGGUACACCAGGUAAAAUGAAGACACUGAUUUCUACUGUAUCAAGAGACGUACCAAUACAGAAGUUAGCAGUACACUGCCACGAUACAUACGGUCAGGCUCUUGCCAAUAUAUUUGCUGCUUUACAGAUGGGCAUCUCAGUGGUGGACAGUUCCGUAGCAGGCCUUGGAGGAUGUCCAUAUGCCAAAGGUGCUAGUGGAAAUGUAUCCACGGAAGAUGUAGUCUAUUUAAUGAAUGGUUUAUCAAUUAAAACUGGUGUUAAUAUACAAAAGUUAAUAGAAGCCGGACUAUUUAUAUCUUCUGCUUUGGGACAACAGACUCAUUCAAAAGUGGCGCAAGCAACAAAGUCAAGUCUAUGAAAUAAUGAAUUUCUAGAAUUGUUAAUGAAUUGUGCCAUCUAAACAUCAUCAUCUGUGAUUGGAUAUCACAUACAGUCACUGCAGUCCAUUGUGGACUUCAUUUGUGUGAGGACUUAACCUAAAGAGCACAAUAUCUAUGCAGUGCUGAAAUGUGUUGGACCUGUUAACUAUCAAAAGGGACAAACCUCUCAUAUUCAUAAAGAUAUGUUGAGAGCCAGAACUGAUGUCUGAUACCAGCAGGCCUGAAGCCAGGAUGUCUCUGAGGGAGGUUAUUUGGGGUCAUGACCCUCUAACUUUAAUAGUAAAAUUUCUUACUUUAAACUUACAAAUAGAAAAAAAUAGAAAUAAAGAUAUGAUUAAAUCUGAUAAAAAUAUAAUUCAAUCUGAAUCUUGACUUUAAUAGUCUUUAACAAUAUUAUUUAUUUUCAUGGGAGGGGGGGAGGGGGGAAGGGGGAAGGUUAGUCUAUGGGUGUGACCAAUAUAGAGAUAUGGAUACUCAUCUUUGAUUUACAGACUGAUUUCAAGCAAAAUUCAAAGUCAUUCAUACACCAUUCAUGUCUCAUGUUUUAUCCAUAAUUUACUGUAUUGUUUUCAUGUCAGUGGAUGUCUUAUUUUUUGGGUUAACUUUCUGUGGCAAAACUAGGUCAGCUGGGUGCAUUACUUCAAAGUUUUUUUUAUCUAUGAGACUAUUUUUCAUUUGUAAGAUAACCUGGAAUUAUGCAAGUUAAAGUAUGUUUGUUAUAUUGUUAUUAUUUGGAAUUAUUUGAUAAUUGAUAAAUAUAUAAAUGUGUUCAAAAUCAUGAAAGUUUGAUGUGUCUGAAAUAAUAAAUGUUACAUGAG